This is a messenger RNA of Pseudogymnoascus destructans, 1559 nucleotides long. RefSeq lists its product as uncharacterized. Bases 159 to 1559 code for a protein of 466 amino acids. Lineage: Eukaryota; Fungi; Ascomycota; Leotiomycetes; Thelebolales; Thelebolaceae. The record is from RefSeq and is a predicted model, not a curated record. The transcript is spliced from 5 exons. Gene Ontology annotation, biological process: regulatory ncRNA-mediated heterochromatin formation; RITS complex assembly; regulation of transcription by RNA polymerase II. Gene Ontology annotation, cellular component: SAGA complex.
ACCGCGGUAGGCGAGCCACAGCCUCGCGACAUCAGGACGUCAACCAAUCCACAGAGCAGCGCGCAACGGCGAGGGGGGCUUGUGAAGUGAGCACGAAGAGGGGUGUUAUACAUAUUUUGCGAAUAGGAUUAUUGGAAUUGUUAGAAGUGGUGGAAGUUAUGGCGGAGGCGAAGAAAGAUUCGAGCGCGCCAGUGGGCUCAGAUGAGGAGAGCACGGUGAAAGUUACGCCAAGGAAGGAGAUCAGGCCGAAUGGGACGAUUAAGUUGAAGCGGCCGGCACCGAAACAUAAUAAGCCUGGGAACUGGAGGGAUGGGAGCGUCGUCGAUGAUGAUAAAAAGAAAGGCGCCGACUCCCCCUCUACCAACUCGGGCGCCUCCCCGGGACCAGUGGUGAAUCAGCUUGAUGACAGUACGCGCGAUACCUUUGCGACGGGGAGGCCGCUGGAGGAUAGUCCGGAGACGAGCCUGUGUAAGCACUGCAAGAAGAGCGUGUUGAAGAGCGCGCGGAAGGCGCAUAUUGAGAAGUGUCUCGCGGACAAGAAAGAGGCUGCGCGGAAGCGGAAGGAGGCGAAGGAGAGGGCGGCGAGGAGGAAGGAGGAGGAGGGUGCUGCUGCGGAAGAGGGGGGGGGGGAGAAGGUGAAGAAGGGGAAGGAGAAGAAGGAGAAGAAGGAGAAGGGGGGGGAGAAGAAGGAGAAGGUUGAUGCGGAGGGGGAUACGGCGAUGGGGAAUAAUGCGGAUGCUGGGGGGGAAGAGGAUGAUGACGAGCCAGAGCCGAGCGCGUCGUCGGAGGUGGUGAAGAAGACGCCGGCGGGACUGAAGAGCGCGAAGAAGACGGCGGGGAAGAAGAGUGAGGAGGGGGGGGAGAAGAAGCAGGGGAAGAAGAGGAAGGCGGAGGGGGAUGCGGAGAAGAUGCCUAAGCAGAAGAAGAAGAAGGAUGAGCCGAAGGCGAAGAUUGUUAAGGCGAAAGUUCCCGUGGACGUCGAGAGACAGUGCGGUGUCAUCACACCUAAUGGCGUUCCUUGCGCUAGAUCAUUGACGUGCAAAUCGCACUCCAUGGGCGCUAAGCGCGCGGUCCCCGGCCGCUCACUACCGUACGACAUGCUCCUCGCAGCCUACCAGAAGAAGAACCAAGCCAAGCAGCAAAAAGCAGCCAUCGACGCCAACGCCCCCGUCGAAGACGAAGACGCCAACGCCGGCCCCAUCGACUCCGACGAAGAAACCGCACUCGUCAUGUCCGCGCUCUCAAAAUGGAAUCCCCAGCCCUACCUCCCGCAACCGGUGCUGAUGCCGAUUAAACGCCAGUACCAGCUUGCGCGCCUGCGGGAGCAGCUGGAUAACGCGACGAGUGGGGGGACGGUGAAUAUUUUUAAGGUGGCGAGGAGGGAGGUGGUGGCGGAGGUGGGGGAGGAGGAUGCGGUGGGGGAGAGGGAUGAGGGGUUUGUGGGUGGGGGGAGGAGGGGGGGGGUGGGAUGGGGGUGGGGAGGAGGCCGGAGGUGGUUGCCGGGAGGUGAGGUGGUUGUAGGGGCUGGGGGGGUUAAUGAAGUCUUGGAUUUGAUGUGA